Rhea pennata is the source of this 4707-nucleotide messenger RNA. RefSeq names its product maestro heat-like repeat-containing protein family member 2B. The coding region runs from base 1 to 4707 and encodes 1568 amino acids. Gene Ontology annotation, cellular component: cytoplasm. The transcript has 41 exons. Lineage: Eukaryota; Metazoa; Chordata; Aves; Rheiformes; Rheidae. The record is from RefSeq and is a predicted model, not a curated record.
AUGGGGGUGCUGCGAGCACUCCGAGGUUUCUUCACUGGCGUGGGUGCCCGGUCUGGCCCUGCGCGUGGUGAGAAUGGUGGCAGUGUGGUCGGGGCCGUCCCUGCGGCCAUCACGACCUUCGCCGCCGUGGUGAUUUCUCUUCUGGACCAGUUGGAAGAUGCUCAGGGCGGCAGAGCAGAGGCCUACCGCCAGCUGGAGAGCGUCUUGUGGGGCGAUGAGAGCGACCUGCAGAGCUCUGUCGCAGGCAGAGCCAUAGCACUGGCAGCCCAGGACCUGCGCGUGGCCCAGGACACGACGGCCGCCGUGAGGAUGGCGGCGAGUGACGUCCUGGUGGCGCUGGCCCGCUGGCACCUGCAUGAUGUGGUGUCGGUGCUGCAGGGCCACCUCCAGGCCCUGGAGGAGAUGUCGGUGGAGCUGGUCCUCCACACUCUGCACAACCUGGCCAUCCGCUACGCCCUGCAGUGCGUGCCCUUUGCGGGAAAGACGCUGGCAGCCCUGCGCGGCGUGCUGAGCACAGCGGGGAGCAGCCGGAUGCUGUGCGCCGUCUGUGGCGUUGUGGAGCAGUGGUGCAGCGGGAUCAGCGCAUACCUCCGCCAACGGGAGAAAUGCGACUUCCCUCACCUGGGGGCCGCCCAGCUCUGCGCCCCUGUUUACUCGCUUGGCAAGCAGGCCAUGCUGAGGGCGAUGGCUGUUAUGAUGGGUGUCCUGCUGCACGCGGAGGAGCACCACCAACAUGCCUGGGAGCAGCUUCUCUGGCUGCUGCACCAAUACCGAGAAGUCCAGGACCCCUCAGGGGUGACCAGGAGUCUCAGCUAUUUCCUGUGGGCCGUGAUGGAUGUUCAGGCCCAGGUGCCCCGAGCCAAGAUUCUGGCUGUCAUCGCGGCUGUGCACGAGCAGCUCUGCGAUGAGAUGGAGCCGCCCAGCCCAGGGCACCGAGCAGAGUUGUGCCACUGCAUGGUGCUGCAGGCCCGAAUUUGCCCGGAGGAGACCAUCGUGUUCCUGUACUAUAAGCUCAGGACCGGGAACAAGGUCGAUCGCGUGGCAGCCGUGGAAAUGCUGCAAGCUCUUGUCCGCUGUGACGCCCCCGACGUGAGAGAGAAGCUGCCCCUGUUCACCAAGCUGGUGCAGUCUGUGUGCCACGACCCUGCAGCCCAGGUGAGGAAGGCAGUGCUGCGUUUCCUCGGGGAGCUGCUGCACUCCAGCGCCCCGGGCUGCUCGGCGUGGGACGUGGUGGGGCACCUCUUCGGCGAGUUCAGCCGGGCCUCGGGCAGACUGGCAACAGGAAAACUUUCGGUGGUGGAAGUGUGGGAAGAGAGGACUGUUCAGCGCCUCUGCGCCCACGUCCUGGGCUCACUGGACGUAUCUGCCGGAGCGGUGGCCAAGCUCCUGUGGCCGAGGCUGCUGCAGUAUGUGGUGCCAGCUGAGUAUACGGGCAUGCUGGUCCCGCUGUGCCGCUGCCUGCGUGCCCUGGCCGAGAGAGCAGAGAGAACAGAGGGCGAGGAAGAGAAGGCGGCGCCCGAGGCCCUGAAGCCUGCAGAGCCAGCCCCUCUGCCGGCUCCCCAAGCCCUGCUGGCUCGUCUGCUGGUGGUGGCAGCUGUGGCUCCACACACAGGCGGUGGCCAUGGAGCCGCAGCCCUGCAGCUGCUGCAGGUGCUCUGUGGCACGAUCCACAGAGCCGUGGGGGCGAGCUGGGCCACAGAGAUCCCCCUGCUGCUGCAGCACCUGGCAGGAACAACCGCCGGCUUCCUGGACAGGGCCGAGUGGGACAGCCUCCUGCUGAAGUUCCUGCGAGCGUCGCUGGAGGUCAUCGCCAGCGAGGCCUGGACCGUGGAGCUGAGCCGGGAGCUGAGCCGGCAGCUGGGUGGCUCUCCCCGCCUGUCCUGGGAGAAGCGGUUCCUCUACAAGGCUCUCGGCACGGCCCUGGCAGCUUGUGGGUGUCUGCGCCACGUGCGAGAGCAGACCCUGCAACAUCUGGAAGCAACCGACUUCCUGGAGCUGUGGGAGGCACAGGGAAUCGUUUCGGUUGUGUCCCGCUGCGCCGAGAGCCACUUCCAGCUGGCAUUGUCCUCAGUGCAGCAAUUCACGGGGACCUUGAAACACCGGAAGCAGAGCCACGCACUGAGGAACCGCGCUGCUCGUGCGACGCUCAUGGUGAUCUACGGCCGGAUGGCGCUGCGCGCCCCCAGGGAGCAGCUGCUCACCCACGUGGAGAGAGACAUCGUGGGGAACGUCCUGCAGCUCUACCGAGAGGGCUGCCAGGACGCGCAGCUGAAGCUCUCCCUGGUGCAGAGCGUAACUGAGAUCAGCCUUGCCAUCCAGGCUGCAGACGCCGGCCCCAGGUUCGAGCUGUGCUGCAAGCGGGAGCUUCUGCAGAUGCUGCUGGAGGUGAUGCAGGAGGAGCCCCAGGAGUCCCCAGUGCAGCCCCGGGCCCUCAUGGCUGUGGAGCAGUUGAGCAAGCUGAAGCCCCGUCUGAGCAGGGAGGAAAAAUGCAGCCUCCUGGCUCAGUGCUGCCGGGGCGUCGUGUGCCUCCGUCACCCAGAGCAGAUGGAGGCGAGAGGGGAGGCGGCAGCGGCUGCUCCAGUGGCACCGGGUGUGCAGGCGCCAUCCCUGCGGGCGCUGGGCCAGCUCAUGAGAACCCUUCUGCGGGAAGAGCCGGCCCCCAUCUGCUUCGAGGACGUGGUACAGGUCCUGCGGCACUGGCUCGCCUCAGCCGAGGAGUGCGAGCGGGAGAGGGCCCUGCAGGUGUGCGUUCAGCUGCUGGGUGCUCAUGAGGAGCAACGCGAGCAUGGGCGAGGCCGCGCCUGCGAGCAGUUCGGCUCCCUGGCGGGACUACUGGGGCCUCUGACCUGUGAUGCCUCAGCUGCGUCCCGCUGGCGGGCAGCCACCUGCCUCGGCCACCUGCUCCAAAUCGGAGCUGAGACCACGGACGUGGCGCCGUGCACUAAUGAGAUCGGGUACCUGCGGGAGAGGCUCAACGCCGUCGCCCCCGACUCUCUGCUGGCCACCUCUACCAACAUCGCAAAGCUGGUUUGCAAGCAUGUCCCCCAAGGCCAGGCUGCAGACUUCAUGGACACUGUCAUGGAGAGCCUGCAGUGCACCAGGCCCGUGCGCGCGUGGGCUGCUGGGCGGUGGGCACUCACCUUCCUGGGGGACUGCGGAGAGCAAAUAUUCCAGGAGGAGGUACCUGAACUCGUCACCAUCCUCUGCACCUGCCUGCAGAGCACCCAGCAGAGCACCCGCAGGUGCUUUGUGCUGCGAGCGAUGUUCAUCCUGGCCCGCUGCCACCAGGAACCGGUGAUUGACAGUCUCCUCCAGAGGUGUCUGCCCAUGGACAGCAACACAGUGGAAGUGUGGAGGAGCCUAGGGAGAAGCGCUCUGGGAUACCCAAUCCUGGAGCGCUUAACUGAAAAGUUAAGGGCAGCCGGAGACAGCAGCCAGGGGAGCGAGUGCUGCGCUCGGGAGCUGGGCAGCAGCCAGGCUGCCCUGGAGCCUCACACGAUCAUCCGCGCCCUCUGUGAGAUGGUGUCAGUGCUGCAGAGCGAGGGGCUGGUCCAGCACCUGCUUCCUGACCUGCUUCCCAGCCUCCUGGGGCAGGUCAGUGAGACGCUGCGGGAGGAGAUGGAACCGUCCCUCAGGGAGCCCGAGAGCUCCGACACGUCAGGCAGGCUGUUUGUGGAGGUGCUGGAGCUGGUGCUCUCCAAGUGCCUGGAGGAGCGGUGGCUUCGGCUGCUCCGGGAGCAGGGAGCAUGGGCGUCCCUGGCCGAGCCCCAGGCUCACAGCGCUGGCGUAUGUCUUCUGGCGAGCGUGCUGCUCCGCGCGGAGCUUGUCCCACCGCGCCUGCUGCAGAACCUCUCCACCUGGCUGGACUCGUGCUCAGCAAACCUGCGGCUCACGGCCACAGCUUUCUUUGCUGAGCUGAUGAAGGACCGGCUAGUGGAGGAGAGAAAGCUGCUGAAGCCCCUCUUAGAGGCUUUUGCGGCGAGGGCGCGCGACCCCGUCAGCGCCGUGCAGCAGAUGGCAAUGAGAGGCCUGGGCAACGCGGCAAGCGGAGCACCGGUGAAGCUGCAGAGGCACGGGGCAGCCGUGGUGGCAGUGCUACGCGGGGGCCUGGAGGACGGGGCCAGCGUGGAGGUGGCAGCCGAGAGCCUGCUGGCGCUGGCGAAAGUGCUGGGGCCGCUGGUGGCCAGGGCCAUUGGCUCGGCCUUUGAAGAGGUCACCAGGUCCAGCCGGGCCUUCUGGGGAGCGGAGGAAGAAGCCCUGCGCUGCUCAGCCUUCACCCUCUACGGCGCCCUGGCUGCCUCCGCCUCUGCCUCAGGGAGGAGGUCAUUCUUCAGCAGGGAGGUGGAGGCAUCGUUCCCCAGCUUGGUGCUGCACCUCGGGGACCCGGCACCGGCAGUCCGUGAUGCGUGCAAGAUGGCCCUGCACCGGUGUGCCCCAUUCCUGGCAUCAGAGAGGGUGCGACGUCGCGUGGCCGCCAGCACUGGGCUGAGCGCCGCCGAGCUGCAGGAUGAGCUCUGCAGGCACCUGGCCCGAGACUGCCCCGCACUGCUGGAGAGCCUCUGCCACAUGGCCCAGAGCUGCUGCACGGGGAGCUGCCAGGCGCCGCAGGAGGCAGCCGUCCGCAUCCUGGGCCUCCUGAUGAAUGCGGCGCCAGCCGAGAGGCCGCAGCGGCAGGACCCGGCGUCGCGGUGGGGAGGUGGCCUGUAG